Messenger RNA from Mytilus californianus (California mussel), 2412 nucleotides. RefSeq names its product protein dissatisfaction-like. The transcript is spliced from 3 exons. Gene Ontology annotation, molecular function: transcription factor binding; transcription corepressor activity. Gene Ontology annotation, cellular component: cytoplasm; nucleus. The coding region runs from base 242 to 1684 and encodes 480 amino acids. Gene Ontology annotation, biological process: negative regulation of transcription by RNA polymerase II. NCBI's taxonomy places the organism in Eukaryota, Metazoa, Mollusca, Bivalvia, Mytilida, Mytilidae. The record is from RefSeq and is a predicted model, not a curated record.
UCAAGGUUGAUUGAGGUCACGACGUGAAUGGGGCAAGUGCACUUUGACGAAAGAAAAGGAUAUACGUUGUAGUAUAUUAGAAAGCAGUUCAGUACGAUUCGAACAUUGAAAGUGAAAAGGUGUGAGAAUAUAAGACGGAUUUUUAUUUGCUAUUAUAUUAUUAUAGACUGAAACAUUGUUGAAGAAAGAAUAUUAUUUAUUUGGAUUUAUUGAUUACUCAUUUAGUGAUAAACGUGCAAACAUGGAUGAUGUCCAUAUAGACCGAGGUUCCAUAUGUGCCUGUCGUCCAGUGUCAUAUGACAAUAGACUACAUGCUUUACUCAGCAGUCAGGAACGCACUUCAUUUGGAAGAUUUAAUCAUAUUAACAGUGCACCAAUGAUGAUUCCAAGAAGGAUGGACUCUAAUAAUUAUAUACUGCCAGAUGUUGAUCAGAAACAGUCAAACACGUUACAAAGCGUUCUGAUGGGCGACAUUCCACCGGCAUAUUCUCAUCUUACUUCUAAUAGAUUAUCGCCAUACUCGACCUCGCCGGUUCAGCGACAUUCACCAAAACUUAAAGUUCCAUCCCAUUUCAAUAAUUACUCCAUUCAUCGAACAAGUCCGGUAUCUCCGCAUGACCAUUCUAGAGGCGUUUCCCCAUGUAGAUCUCCAUAUUCCUCCUCUCCCCGUUUGACGUCGUCGUCUCCUAGAAUGACGUCACCACUUCAAGCAAUGUCACCACCACAUUCACUCUCAUCGCCGAAUAUUCCAUCUAGUAGUCCACAGUUACUGUCAUCCAGUUUAGAAUUACCACGGUAUAGUGGAUUUUCCGUAUCGCCGAUGCCACCGUCACCGUUUUCCGAUAGUUCCUUCCAAGAUGAACCAAUGGAUCUCUCCAGAAGGACCAAGUCAAAAGACUCUGAUCUGAAUAUUGACGAUUCGUCAAAAAUUAAAAAUGGCGAUGUUUCAAUGCUUAGAAAACUUCUUUGUGUUGGCAAAUCGUUAGGUGGUGUUGGAACAUUUCAUGAUAGCGAUACCGAUGAAUCUGACUCUGACUCUAGACAUGCAAUUCAUGUUACAGGUAAUACUCGAGUAACUCUAGCCAAGAAAAACUUGCUCCCAGUUGGUUCACGGGUAUCUGAUUGGUUAGUGAAAAUAGUACAAUUUGUUAAAUCUGUACCGGAAUUCCAUUCUGUAUCCCACAACGAUAAAAUAACACUGAUUCUCAAUUCAUGGACUAAAAUAAUGUUAUUAUAUAUGGCUGAGGACAAUUUUGAGUUUGUAGUGACACCGACGCAUCAUUCCAAACAAGAUCUCGAGGAGUCGCAGGCGACACCCUCACCAGAGGAGCCCACGAUGAAAUCUUCCGAAACUAUUCAGACGUUUAUUAGAAAGUUUCAAGCCAUGAACCUUGACCAGAAAGAAUAUGCAUUCCUUAGAAUGGCUGUCCUGUUUAAUAGUGGAUAUGCCGGCAUAGAACGACCAAGCGAUGUAGAGCAAAUCAAUUCUUUAAUACAACGUCUGCUGCAGGAGCACGUGCGAGUCUCGAGACCUAACGAUCUUAUGCACUAUUCUAAACUUCUUCUUUGUCUGCCUUCCCUGUAUGGAAUCAACAGCAAAAUGAUUGAGAACUUGUUCUGUAAACAUAUCAACGGAAAUAUGGAUAUUGAUGUUCUACUCAAAGAAAUGUUGCAAAAUUUGUGAGACUUGCUUCAUUUUACAGCAUUAUUUAUUACCAAUUAUGAAGGUGCUGUGCGCCAUUUUUAAGUUGCCAAUAUAUUGCCUCAUUCCAUUCAUGUCAGAAAUCCCUCCAUUACAAGGGAGUGGCCAAUCAAAAAACAAAUAAACAACAACAACAAAAACGGAAUUUAAGCAAUUGUACCAAGCAUGAACAUUUUGAAUAGUAUGAAAUUGUUUUUCAUAUUUAAUUCUUUAGACGGCAAACUUUUUUUUAUUCUUGAAGAAGAUACUGAUGGUCACUCCCUAUCAUUUCAUUAAAUAUGCCAUUUUAUAUUUAUUGAAUGCAUAAAACAAUUCCGAGAUAAGUGAUGUGUUGAUGAGUGAGAGGGAAUUCUGUGACUGAAUCUGUUUUCUGGAGAAAAUGUAAAAAUUCAAGUAUUAAGCAAUAGUCUCAUUUCUUUAAUUUAAUUUUUAUUUAUUUUUUUCGCCAUUAAAUUUUUGUUGUUGCUGUAGAUCUUUGAAACAACGAAACUUACAACAGCAUAGAUAUUAGUCUGUAAAGCCUUUUUGAAUAUUCAGCGAAUUAUUUUGCGUAAUUUUCAUGACAUUUACUGAAAACGAAUGAAUGAGUGUGGAAACACAUUGUAUGAUAUGAGUUGGAAUGAUAUGAGCUUUUGUAAAAAUGUUGUGUAAUAUAUAUUUUGUCUAUUUAUUUAUUUUGAUGCAAAAUAAAACUGAAAAUGUCAAAAUAA